Molecule: messenger RNA, 1203 nt
Organism: Dovyalis caffra
Lineage: Eukaryota; Viridiplantae; Streptophyta; Magnoliopsida; Malpighiales; Salicaceae
Source: the annotation of a GenBank genome assembly
AUGGCUCUCGUAUUGCAUGCCGGUAAGACGAACAAGAAUGCCUACAAGGCACUUAUUGCUGCAGAAUACUCUGGUGUGGAUGUCAAACUUGUUGAGAAUUUUGAGAUGGGUGUCACCAACAAGACUCCUGAGUUUCUCAAAAUGAACCCACUUGGGAAGGUUCCUGUCUUGGAGACACCCGAUGGUCCUCUCUUUGAGAGCAAUGCAAUUGCUCGCUAUGUUACUCGCUUGAAGGCUGACAAUCCUCUAUAUUGUUCAUCAUUGAUUGAUUAUGCUCGUGUCGAGCAGUGGAUAGAUUUCGCAACAACGGAAAUUGAUGCCGGUGUUUCAAGAUGGCUUUAUCCUAGACUGGGAUUUCAACCAUAUCUUCCUCCAGCUGAGGAGGCUGCGAUUUCUGUGUUGAAGAGAGCACUGGGUGCCCUGAACCUUCAUCUUGCCUCAAACACCUACUUGGUUGGGCAUUCUGUGACUCUUGCUGACAUCAUCAUGACAUGCAAUCUUUAUGUAGGAUUUGUUUUUGUCAUGACCAAGAGCUUUACCUCAGAGUUCCCUCAUGUUGAGAGGUACUUGUGGACCAUGGUUAAUCAACCAAAUGUCAAAAAGGAGAAAGAGCCAGCAAAGCCCAAAGCUGUACCUGCUGCAGAAGAGGAAGAGGCACCAAAGCCAAAACCCAAAAAUCCUCUCGAUUUACUCCCUCCAAGCAAGAUGAUAUUGGAUGACUGGAAGAGGCUAUACUCCAACACCAAGAGCAACUUUCGCGAGGUUGCUAUCAAAGGAUUCUGGGAAAUGUAUGAUCCCGAGGGAUACUCUCUGUGGUUCUGUGACUAUAAGUACAACGAGGAGAAUACUGUGUCAUUUGUCACUCUGAACAAAGUUGGUGGAUUCCUUCAAAGGAUGGAUCUGGCUCGCAAGUAUGCGUUUGGGAAGAUGCUAGUGAUCGGCUCAGAGCCUCCAUACAAGGUCAAGGGACUGUGGCUUUUCCGUGGGCAAGAAAUCCCUCAAUUUGUCAUGGAUGAGUGCUAUGACAUGGAGCUGUUCGAAUGGACUAAGGUUGACAUCUCAGAUGAAGCUCAAAAGGAGCGUGUCAGUCAGAUGAUCGAAGAUUGCGAGCCUUUCGAGGGGAGGCCCUUUUGGAUGCCAAGUGCUUCAAGUGAAGCAACUCUAUAUAUUAAUGUCAUGUUUUUGGCCGCAACCUCUUUUUAG